AUGUUUGUCUCCUCCUUCACUCCCUGCCUCCCUUCCCAUAUUGUAACGCUUGUGCCUUCUGGACGUAAUGAAUGCGCAACAGGUAUUGCAGCGCACUUUUUCGAUAGUUCCGAAGAUGCGGUAGAACGUUCCGACGGAGAACAGCGGCUUGCCCACGCUGCGGCGACUAACUUCGCCGAUUACCUCACGUCGCUAGUCAAGGAACUGGACCGUGAAGACAACCCGCCGCAUAUCCGUGCUGCUGCUGGCAUCGCAUUGAAAAACGCGUUUACUUUCCGAGAUCAGGCCAAGUUGCGCGAAGCGCAGCGGCGAUGGGCUGUUGAGAUCCCCGCGGAAACCAAGGCGCAAGUCAAGGAAUCCGCGCUCAAGACGCUGCACACAUCCGAUCGCCGAGCCCGAAGUUGCGCAGCUCUUGUUAUUGUGUCAAUUGCCGCUAUUGAGCUACCGCGAAGUGAGUGGCCUGAACUAAUGCAGACCCUCGUGCAAAAUGUGGCGAGCGGGACCGACGCCCUGAAGCACUCAUCGCUGACCACCAUUGGCUUCAUUUGCGAGUCUCAAGAUGUCGACCUCCGCGCCAGCUUGCCGACACAUUAUCAAGCCAUCUUGACCGCGGUUCUGCAGGGAGCUCGCCGUGAGGAGCUCAACACGGAGGUCCGUUGUGCUGCCAUCGCCGCUCUGGGUGAUACCGUGGAUUUUAUGCGCCCCAGCAUCGACAAUGAGGGCGAGCGGAACUACAUCAUGCACAUCGUGUCUGAGGCCACUCUGACUGAGGAUACUCGUAUCCAGACCGGUGCGUUCGGCUGCUUGAGUCGUAUUAUGGGUGCCUUUUACGAUAGAAUGCCCUUUUGUAUGGAAAACGGUCUACUUGACCUGAGCAUCGUAGGCAUGAAGAACAGGAAUGACGACGUUGCAAAGCUGGCCAUCGAGUUCUGGAGUACAGUGUGCGAGGAAGAGAUCACCAUCGGCAAUGACAAUACGGUGGCCUAUCAUGAAGGUUUAGAGCCUCGCCAGCUUGCCGGGUUUGCCCGUAAUGCUACUCGUAAGGCAGUCCCCGUGUUACUAGAGGCUAUGUGUCGACAGAACGAGGAAAUUGGCGGUGAUGAGUAUGACGUGUCGCAUGCCGCAUAUCAGGCUCUUCAAUUGUAUGCUCAGUGUGUUCGGGACGAUAUCGUCUUGCCUGUGGUCACGUUUGUGGGGGAAAAUUGCCGUAACGAGGACUGGCGCCGACGAGAUGCCGCGGUGGCUGCAUUUGGAGCUAUCAUGGAGGGCCCCGAGCCCAGUGUGCUGGAGCCUUUGAUUAAGCAAGCCUUGUCCUUGCCUACUGGCCUUCUUGGGAUGAUGAAUGAUAGCGCUCUCCAAGUGAGAGAUUCUGCUGCCUACGCCCUGGGUCGGGUGUGCGACAGCUGCCCCGAGGCAUUGGACCCUGAUCUUCACCUGCAGCCUUUGAUCGCUGGCCUCUUGAACGGCAUUUCUAGCGACCCCAGGAUGGUUGACUCCUGCUGCUGGGCUCUGAUAAACGUUGUCGACCGCUUUUCGGGAGAUGCUGGUUCUGGAACUAACCCUCUUUCUAAGCAUUUCAAGGACAGUGUCAGAACCUUGCUUGCGGUGACUGAACCUCCGCACGCUGAUGGCCUCCGCACCGCUAGUUACGAGGUACUUAUCUCUCUCGUCCUAAACUCGGCCACUGAAAACCUCGCCGAAGUUUCUGCUCUCUUGGACGUUAUCAUUCAGCGCCUGGAGCAAACCAUCCCCUUGCAACAGCAGGCCGUCAACACCGAGAACCGGGGUCUCCUCGAAGGCAGGCAGACAUCUUUGAUUAGCGUUAUCCUGGCUAUUGUUCAGUGUCUAGGGAUUAAGAUCACCCCUCAGGCCGAUCGAAUCAUGUAUGUCCUGCUUCAGGUCCUGUCAACUCACCAAAUACAGUCAGGCAUUUCCGAUGUUGCUUUCACUACCAUUGGUGCUGUUGCUAGCGCCCUUAAAGAGGGUUUUGGUGGAUAUAUAGUUCCCCUCGAGCCUUUCAUGGUCAACGCAUUCCACCAUUCAACUGAUCCUAGUUUCUGCUCUAUAACCAUCGACCUUAUCAGUGAUGUUGUUUGUGCUUUGAACGAGACAGUCAGGCCCUUAUGCCAUAAUUUCUUAAAAGUUCUUGUGGAUGUCCUGCCCAACUCUCCCAAACAACUCAUACCUGUCAUUUUACAAACCUUUGGCGACAUUGCCCAGGCUAUGGGCUCUACCUUCAAGACUCACCUGCCCGUUGUCGGUCGAGAGCUUCAGGGAUUUACCUCGAUGGUCACCAAGCCUCAACUGCCUCUUGAAAUGGGGGAACACAUUAUCGCUAUUCGCACGGGUAUCCUGGAUGCUUGGGAUGGUAUCAUUCUUUCGUACAAGGGUGACUCCGACGUCGAUCAACUCCACCCCUUCAUUGAGUCUAUUUUCCAACUUCUGCAUAUCGUCUCCCAAGGAAGCAAUCGUGAGGAGGGUCUGAUGCGGUCUUCGAUGAGUGUGAUAAGUAACCUUGCAGAGGCAUUCCCCAAAGGAGAGCUUGCGGCCUGUUUUCGUAACCUCUGGAUCACAAUCCUGAUUCGAGAAAUUUGCACAGCCCGCCAGUAUAGCCAGCAGACCAUUGACAUUGCUCGCUCGAGUCGUGUGCAGGUCAAGCACCAGAUUAACAUGAGUGCAGAUGCCGCUUGA
This is a messenger RNA of Penicillium antarcticum, 2691 nucleotides long. RefSeq lists its product as uncharacterized. The transcript has 4 exons. The coding region runs from base 1 to 2691 and encodes 896 amino acids. Gene Ontology annotation, cellular component: nucleus; cytoplasm. Gene Ontology annotation, molecular function: small GTPase binding; nuclear import signal receptor activity. The record is from RefSeq and is a predicted model, not a curated record. Gene Ontology annotation, biological process: protein import into nucleus. Lineage: Eukaryota; Fungi; Ascomycota; Eurotiomycetes; Eurotiales; Aspergillaceae.